AUGUUCAAGCUAUCCGAAUUGGUUCGCUGGCUAGGCCUUACCGAAUUUGAAAUCUUAAUUAAUCUUUGCGGCUUAUUGGUGUUUACCAUAACGUUGUCUUUUAAAAUCGCCGGCACAUUUAAUAAUAUUUUGCCCGAACUAAUGUCCGACUGGUUCACCAUAUUCAGUCCCUUAUUCUUCAUUGAUAUAUGCAAUGCAUACUUUUGUGUCAUCGUGGGUAUACGAAUGUAUCUGGAUUCGGAUAAUAAACGCAAGGCCCUUCAUCGCUUCAUGUGGAGUACAUAUUUCCUUGUACUGAUUGCCAUCUUUAAGUAUCUGCUUUGCCUUAAGUUAUCGGGUCGGACGGGUCUUGAAUAUAGUGAGGUAUUCUCACCGAUAUUUGUUCUUCUCCAAUUGGUAGCCGUAAGAGCCUGCCAGCUGCCCAAUUCCAUCUAGAAAUUAAGCAAAUUCUUAUUAUGUGACAAAAAAAAUAUAUGUAUACAUAUGUA
Molecule: messenger RNA, 488 nt
Organism: Drosophila willistoni
Lineage: Eukaryota; Metazoa; Arthropoda; Insecta; Diptera; Drosophilidae
Product: transmembrane protein 203
Exons: 1
Coding region: 1-435 (144 amino acids)
Biological process (GO): intracellular calcium ion homeostasis
Cellular component (GO): endoplasmic reticulum
Source: RefSeq, a predicted model, not a curated record